GGAGGAGCGUCGCAAGCCACUCCAGUCCAGGAUGCUCUGAUGAGGGCCUCUCCCUCCAUCCAGGAUGUGGCUUAUCUGCCACGCCGGACGUCGGCGGGGCCCGCGAAAGGACCGUCCUUUGGACGCCAUUGCCUCCUGAUCCUAUAUAGCCGUCGUCGUCAUCAUCCUAUCCCCCCGCCAGCCUCCCGUAUUUGACAUGCGUGAGUGCCUCGGCUUCCUCCAGUAGUCCAGUGUCCAGCCCCUCAUCCCUCCGCUCCGGUCCGCACAGCACAAGGGAGCAGCCGGCAGCAGCACAGUGCUGCGGCAAAGCUAAGAUGGCAGACUACGUGUAUGGCCCCGGGCGGAACCACCUGUUCGUUCCGGGCCCGGUGAACAUCCCGGACCCCGUGAUCCGCGCCAUGAACCGGCAGAACGAGGACUACCGCUCGCCGGCGAUCCCGGCGCUCACCAAGGUCCUCCUCGAGGACGUGAAGAGGAUCUUCAAAACCACCACCGGCACGCCGUUCCUGAUCCCGACCACCGGCACCGGCGCGUGGGAGAGCGCGCUGACCAACACGCUGUCCCCGGGCGACCGCAUCGUCUCGUUCCUCAUCGGGCAGUUCAGCCUGCUGUGGAUCGACCAGCAGCAGCGCCUGGGCUUCGACGUGGACGUGGUGGAGAGCGACUGGGGCCACGGCGCCGACCUCGACGCGCUGGAGCGGAAGCUCCGCGACGACACCCUCCACACCAUCAAGGCCGUCGCCAUCGUGCACAACGAGACGGCCACGGGCGUCACCAACGACCUCGCCGCCGUGCGCACGCUGCUGGACGCGUACGCCCACCCGGCGCUGCUGCUGGUGGACGGCGUGUCGUCCAUCUGCGCGCUGGACUUCCGCAUGGACGAGUGGGGCGUCGACGUCGCGCUCACGGGGUCGCAGAAGGCGCUGUCGAUGCCGACAGGGAUGGGCAUCGUGUGCGCUAGCUCCAAGGCGCUGGAGGCCAGCAAGGCGGCGAGGUCCGUGCGCGUCUUCUUCGACUGGAAGGACUACCUCAGGUUCUACGAGAUGGGCACGUACUGGCCAUACACGCCAUCCAUCCAGCUCCUCUACGGACUCCGCACCGCGCUCGACCUCAUCUUCGAGGAAGGGCUCGACAAUGUCGUCAAGAGGCACAAUCGUCUUGGAACAGCCACCAGGUUCGCCGUGGAGGCGUGGGGGCUCAAGAACUGCUGCCAGAAGGAGGAGUGUUUCAGUGACACGGUCACCGCCGUCGUCGUGCCGCCAUACAUCGACAGCGCCGAGAUCGUCAAGCACGCGUGGAAGCGGUACAACCUCAGCCUUGGCCUCGGCCUUAACAAGGUCGCCGGGAAGGUCUUCAGGAUCGGCCAUCUCGGCAACCUCAACGAGCUGCAACUCCUGGGAUGCCUGAGCGGUGUGGAGAUGGUGCUCAAGGACGUGGGGUACCCGGUGAAGCUCGGCAGUGGAGUGGCGGCCGCGGCGGCGUACCUGUCGAAUUCCACGCCUCUGAUCCCGUCCAGGAUCUGAAAACAAGGCACGACAGCACAAAGAAGGCCGGCGGCCGGCGACGACGACUACGACGACGAAUGGACUGCGGACAGACAAAUAAACGAACAAAAUGUGCAGACAUCUCCGCCUCUGCUGCCUUUGCAGAGCAUCUGCUUGCCUGCAGUAACGAACUAGUAUUGGCUAUACUCUCUGUAUGUACAGUUAAUUUCCACACUCAGCUGUUGGUCUGUUGCUACCGGGUAUAAUUUUGUGAAGUACAGCUUUAAUUAAACUUCGAAGUAGUCUCCAUGUAUAGCCCUGCCCAGAUUUAACUAUAUUUGAUCAUAGUAGCAAUCAA
Sorghum bicolor (sorghum) is the source of this 1842-nucleotide messenger RNA. RefSeq names its product serine--glyoxylate aminotransferase. Lineage: Eukaryota; Viridiplantae; Streptophyta; Magnoliopsida; Poales; Poaceae. The coding region runs from base 315 to 1523 and encodes 402 amino acids. The transcript is spliced from 4 exons. The record is from RefSeq and is a predicted model, not a curated record. Gene Ontology annotation, cellular component: peroxisome. Gene Ontology annotation, molecular function: L-alanine:glyoxylate transaminase activity; L-serine:pyruvate transaminase activity.